Chironomus riparius is the source of this 663-nucleotide messenger RNA. Lineage: Eukaryota; Metazoa; Arthropoda; Insecta; Diptera; Chironomidae. The record is from the annotation of a GenBank genome assembly.
AUGGAGAUGCAUGUUGAAAAUGAUAUUGAGGAAGAAUGUACAUUUUUUAUGGAAGUAGAUGAACCACGAUCAGCCACAAUUGUCACUAAAAAUAUUGAUUAUUUAAAUUACCGUGAUCGUCAUCGUACUCAAGACGAAAAUAAGCGAUUCAUUGACAUGUUUCCAAAUAUUAAGCAUUUAAGCUAUCAUACUCUUCACAAGAACGAUUUUCAAAUGUUGAACUACAUUUGUGCUACAAAAGCCGAUUUAGAAUUUUUAGAAGUGUUUAAUUUUCACGAUGACGAGGAAGCAUUUACGAUUUAUUUCCCAAAUCUCAAAAAAUUAAAAGUAUAUGAUGUUGGUUUUGGCGAAGACUCUUUGUGUUCCUUCAUUUGUCGUCAUUCAAAAACUUUAGAGGAAAUAAACAUUUCUAAUGCAAAUGAAAUGACGGAACUGACUGGCAAGAAAAUAAUCAACUGUAAUAAUCUUAAACUAAUUUCACUUGGAAUCAAUACAAAUAAGUUGCAAACAUUUAUGAAUAUGUUUAAUGUCAUGUCAACUACCGACAAGCCUUUGAUGAUAAUUUUUGGAAAACUUAAAUAUAAAUUUUCCGAAGACAAGAUCUUCUGGGAUGAUCAAUUGAAAAGCUUUGUAAAAUUGGGUCUAGUUCCAGUCAACUUAUAA